Messenger RNA from Gongylonema pulchrum, 456 nucleotides. The record is from the annotation of a GenBank genome assembly. Lineage: Eukaryota; Metazoa; Nematoda; Chromadorea; Rhabditida; Gongylonematidae.
AUGUUAGCGGUGUUACACUUAAGUGCUUGCUCGUAUCUACCAACCGUUUGGGUGUAUUGUUCAGCAAAAGAUCAGAAUUCAGAUGAUGUAAUUGUACCGUCUUGUUUUUUUCAGACAAAACAUUUGGUGGGCCAUAAAAUGUCUGUAUGGGCCGUUGCUGCGAUACCUGGGAACCCGGGUUUUUAUCUUACUGGUUCGGCGGAUCUCACAAUUAAGUACUGGCAAGACAGCCAUCAGCUGAAGACAUUCUCAGGUCACGAAGAUGUUGUAAGAUCGCUUGUGGUGUUAUCGCACGAAAAGUUUCUCUCGGCCGCAAACGAUGCCACGAUUCGAUUAUGGCAUAUUGAUGCGGGUGCUUGCCUUCAGAAGUUCCCUUCAUAUAGUGCCGACUACAUCUACAGGUCCUACCGCUCUUUUGCGACUUUUACUGAAUUUGGGAUCAGUAAUGUGGGAUAA